CCCCGCCCCGCCCCCUAGCCCCAGGCUCUGUAGGAGCUAAACUGCUAAGCUUUUGACGGGCACCAACUCAAUCCUCAGAACAUCCCAGGGAGAGUCCCUUAUCCCGGGCCAUGAGCGAGCUGAAGGACUGUCCCUUGCAGUUCCAUGACUUCAAGUCUGUGGACCACCUGAAGGUUUGCCCCCGCUACACAGCAGUGCUGGCCCGCUCUGAGGAUGAUGGCAUCGGCAUCGAGGAGCUGGACACCCUGCAGCUGGAGCUGGAGACCCUGCUGUCGUCUGCCAGCCGGCGCCUGAGAGUGCUGGAGGCUGAAACCCAGAUCCUCACAGACUGGCAGGAUAAGAAAGGUGACCGACGCUUCCUGAAGCUCGGGCGAGAGCAUGAACUUGGGGCUCCCCCCAAACAUGGGAAGCCCAAGAAGCAGAAACUGGAGGGGAAGGCGGGACAUGGGCCUGGGCCUGGGCCUGGGCGACCGAAAUCCAAGAAUAUACAGCCCAAGAUCCAGGAAUAUGAAUUCACUGAUGACCCCAUCGAUGUGCCUCGCAUCCCCAAGAAUGAUGCCCCCAACAGGUUCUGGGCAUCUGUGGAGCCCUACUGUGCUGACAUCACCAGCGAGGAGGUACGCACGCUCGAGGAACUGCUGAAGCCCCCGGAAGAUGAAGCUGAACAUUACAAGAUCCCCCCUCUAGGGAAGCAUUACUCGCAGCGCUGGGCACAGGAGGACCUGCUGGAGGAGCAGAAGGAUGGGGCUCGGGCAGCAGCCGUGGCCGACAAGAAGAAGAGCCUUCUGGGGCCGCUGUCAGAACUGGACACCAAAGAUGUGGAUGCCCUGCUGAAAAAGUCGGAGGCUCAGCACGAGCAACCAGAAGACGGCUGCCCCUUUGGUGCCCUGACUCAGCGCCUCCUGCAGGCCCUGGUGGAGGAAAACAUUAUUUCCCCUAUGGAGGAUUCUCCCAUCCCAGAUGUGUCCGCGAAAGAUUCAGGAGCCGAUGGGGCUAGCACUUCUCCCCGAAAUCAGAACAAGCCCUUCAGUGUGCCGCACACCAAGUCCCUAGAGAGCCGCAUCAAGGAGGAGCUGGUGGCCCAGGGGCUCCUGGAGGCCGAAGACCGCCCUGCCGAGGACUCGGAAGACGAAGUCCUCGCCGAGCUGCGCAAGCGGCAGGCCGAGCUGAAGGCGCUCAGCGCCCACAACCGCACCAAGAAGCAUGACCUGCUGAGGCUGGCCAAGGAGGAGGUGAGCCGCCAGGAGCUGAGGCAGCGGGUCCGCAUGGCAGACAAUGAAGUCAUGGAUGCCUUCCGGAAGAUCAUGGCUGCGCGCCAGAAGAAGCGGACUCCCACCAAGAAGGAGAAGGACCAGGCCUGGAAGACACUGAAGGAGCGCGAGAGCAUCCUGAAACUUCUAGAUGGGUAGCCCUCCGACCGAGCUCCAGCCACUGCUGCCCGGCCUGAGGGAGGCUUCCUGCCGCCUUGGACC
Echinops telfairi (small Madagascar hedgehog) is the source of this 1472-nucleotide messenger RNA. RefSeq names its product transcriptional adaptor 3 (gene TADA3). Gene Ontology annotation, molecular function: transcription coactivator activity. NCBI's taxonomy places the organism in Eukaryota, Metazoa, Chordata, Mammalia, Afrosoricida, Tenrecidae. The transcript is spliced from 10 exons. Gene Ontology annotation, cellular component: SAGA complex. The record is from RefSeq and is a predicted model, not a curated record. Gene Ontology annotation, biological process: regulation of transcription by RNA polymerase II. The coding region runs from base 111 to 1409 and encodes 432 amino acids.